AAGAUCACAUUCACUCAGUCAGUCUGCGAGCGAUCGCGGUAUGGCGUGGUAGUGUGUCGUGGAAUGUAAAGUCCUCGCCGUGCAUUCAAUCGUCGAAAGUAUUUGAAACUUUUAUGAAAUUCAGUGAUGUGUUUUUGUGUUAACAUGACAAAGUUUUGUGUUUAUGUAUCGUGAUAUAACACCAACUGUGCUGUUCGUUUGUGUUAACAAAGUUUUGAGGUUGUGCAAACAAGCCACGAGUGGAUUUACUACUUUACCGGCAUAUUGUUUUACAAUAUUAUAGGUGAGUACUGAGUAGCCGUUAAGAUGUAUAACUACUGAAUUACGUCUAACGUCCAGAUUAAAAUCGCAGCCAGAUCUACAACUAUAAAAGGGGCCAAUCAGGCGAUAGGAUGCGGCCAACCCUUCCUCUUCUGUGCGUUUGCUUCUACGCUCUCCUGUCAAGUGGAACAUCGAGUGGAGACGACAGACGAUGGCUCGUCUCCCUCGUGGACUUAGUGGAGUUGGACUAUCAAGACCACUGCGAUCAGAGAGCCAAGGCAACUUGGGAAGAACUGCUAGGUAGCAGUAAAGGUCUAUCACUCAAGUUGGAGCGCGAUAAAGCUUUCGGGAUAUUCGCGCGCAAGCAGAAGACAGAAGUAAAUGCAGCAUAUACUGCGCAUUCGCUAAGUGCUGAUGAUGAUGUGUUGCGGCGAAGAGUGAAGCUACUCAUACAACCAGGAGAUACUCUGCUUGAUACUCAACAGUGGAUACGGCUGGUAACCUUUGGUGAUACGGCUUUGAAUCGGCUGCAAUUCGCCACUGACUAUGAUUGCGGAUACAAUACUACUUGCACCUUGAGAGAAUUACAAAACAAUAUAGCAAGACAACCAGACGAGGAGAUUCUGCGUCGAAUGAAGCUAUCGUGGGAGAAUCAUCUACCAGACCUCCAGGAUUACCUCGACAACAUCCUGCCGCUACUAAGAAAUGCUUCUAAAGAAAAUCAUUACGACCUGGUGGAAGAGUAUUGGGACUCGCUGGUAGAGUAUGAAGGGGCUACGUUGGCCGCUCGCGACAUCUGGCAGCACGUUCAACCCCUGUACCAAAAACUGCAUAAGUACGUUACUCUGAGGUUGCGAGGUGCGGAGGAAGUUGGGAAACCACUGCCUGUGCAUUUAUUCAGAUCUCUCACGGGGGAUGACUGGUCUAAUCUAAUCGAGAGUUUACUACCUAAAUAUCCAGAUAUAUAUCAAAAGGUCCACGCCAAUAUUCAACUCAAGGAUAUAGGAGGCUUAAAUGCAUACAGAGAAGCAAACAGUUUACUCAGGCAGUUAAAUCUAGGUGAAGUCCCCAACGAUAUCCUAACAGAAUCAGCCUUCAACGGCACUUGCCCUCCAACUAUAGUAGACUGGUGCCAACCCAAUAAACUGAGAUUCAUAUCGUGCAAAGAUGUCAGCAUUCAGAAUUACAUGGACGCACACGAGACAGCCACCAAGAUUAGAUUCAAAAUAACAACGGCUUUACACAGCAAUAACACUUAUAUUUUGAGAGAAGCUCCACGAUAUUCAGCUAUUUAUGAAGCGGUGCCAGGUUUUGUAUCGCUUCUAUCGCUGGAUCCUCAUACGCUUGAUCGGGCAGGACUAUAUCCUCUGGAAAGAUUUAAUUAUAAUAGUAACCAUCACCGUCUGGUCUUACAGCUUAUCAUUGCAUUGAGAGAUUUGCCCAAAUUAAACUAUUAUUUGGCAGUAGAUGAAUGGAGACUAAAAGUCCUGAUGGGUCAAAUUCCUUUGUCAAAAGUAGAAGACAGUUGGAGUGAGUUCAGGAGAAACUUUUCUCAAAUAGAACCCUCAAGCUCAGACAUUCUUGGAGAUCCAUAUGUUUUGUUUAACAAGCCAUAUAUCGGGAAAUUCUUAGGUCUUAUAUUGAAGUACCAAAUCUAUCAAUCAUUUGCUGAAGAGCUCAUAUCGGAUGAUUUGGAUUUGAUCACACACGUUUUCCAAAAUAAUCAACGUCUAAUUGAUGUCAUGAUGCAGGGUUUUAGCGUCUCAUGGCCUGAAAUGAUCAGUGAUCUAUUAGUGAAACGCGAAAAUGGACUAGAAUACAAUGCACUCACGGAUUACUUUAGACUGUUAGACGAAUAUUUGGAUAACCAAUUAGAUCCAGCAAGCGAUCACGCUGUCGAGGAUUACAACGAACCUCCUCCUGAAGUUGAUUUACAAGAAAAUGAAAUUCCCGAGGAAACCAGCCUACCAAAAUCCGAAGAUGGAAAUGAAAAGAAAGAUGUUUCUCCUUUGAAAACUCACGAUGAUAUCCUUGAUAACAUUAUAGAGACCGAUGAAGAUUCCAACUCUAAAUAUGAAACGUCAACUGUGGGUGUCUUAGAAAUAAAGAAUCCGGUGGCAGCCGGGGACCAAAGUGAUGCUCAAAAUCCCAAAGAAGCUUCAUACAAUGUUUACUGGUGGAUUGGAGUUGCCGUUGCGCUCGCAGUCGUCGUAAUAUUAGUAGCAAUAAUUGCUAGGAAGCGACAAAGUCACAGAAAACAACUAGAAAAACAAAGAAGAAGACAGACCGCCUGAUUUGAAGAAUAUCGGUUCUAAAGUUGGAGCCGAUACAAUUUGUUCAGGACACUAGUGAAUUUGUGCCAAUACGAUUUAUGAGGAGUGUAGAGUACAAACGUGUUGAUGGUUAAAUGUUUUAUGUUAUGAUUUUAAUGUGCUUAAGUUGGUUUAGAUUAAUUGGUGUAAAAGUGGAUUAUUUAUUCUUACUCUAUGGUGCUGUAUCUUUUAUAGAUUCCGUUUCAACUGUUGCAUUUAUGUUUGUCUUUAGUUCUAUUCUAUGUGUGUUUGUGCGUUUGUUUCUCUUGCAACUGUAAAAAUAUUCUUAGAUAGUGAAGAUGAAAAAAAUAUUUUUGUACAUAUCACAAUUUGAAAAAAUAUAGUAAGUUUAAUGAUGGUUACCAAUUGUGUACGAUAGGUGUAAAUUCUAGUUAGAUGUAAUUUCGCCGUGCCUUAAGCGUUUCAAUUUCGUAUAAGUAAAGAAAUAUUAUAUUAAAGGAAACGAUCAAAUUUGUAAUUAAAUAAGGUAAUUUUAUAAAUCUCUAUUUACUCUGCUCUCAAAGACCAAACCAUUAUCUUUUUAUGUGAUCUUUAUUUAUUUACUUACUAACAUUUUUAUUGUAUUAACUAGAUUAUUUAUUUUAAAGAAUUAGAACAACCCAGGUAUUUGAUAAUAUUGUUUUUCUUAUUAGUAGUGUCCACACUGAGUAGGACAGCUCCGCAAGGCUUUGGCAAAGCAAGGCCGAAUCACAUUCACAUCACACUCAUCACAGCCUCGCUCGGUCGUACAAAGCAAUGCUUCGCCAGGCUGCCGCGCUCAGUGUGGACUCCUCCCUUACUAUUGAUGCAUUUUAAUUAUUAAAUUUGUUAGAUUACUAACUCUCGUUAGUAAGCAUGGAAUAAUUGAAUUUGUCUCAGAAUUUGAUAAAAGGAGUAAAAAAUAAAUGUUUUAAAGAAAUC
Molecule: messenger RNA, 3494 nt
Organism: Maniola jurtina (meadow brown)
Lineage: Eukaryota; Metazoa; Arthropoda; Insecta; Lepidoptera; Nymphalidae
Product: angiotensin-converting enzyme-like
Exons: 13
Coding region: 393-2555 (720 amino acids)
Biological process (GO): proteolysis
Cellular component (GO): plasma membrane
Molecular function (GO): metallopeptidase activity; peptidyl-dipeptidase activity
Source: RefSeq, a predicted model, not a curated record